Messenger RNA from Gigantopelta aegis, 7766 nucleotides. RefSeq lists its product as uncharacterized. The transcript is spliced from 4 exons. Gene Ontology annotation, cellular component: cytoplasm; nucleus. Gene Ontology annotation, biological process: tRNA wobble uridine modification. The record is from RefSeq and is a predicted model, not a curated record. Lineage: Eukaryota; Metazoa; Mollusca; Gastropoda; Neomphalida; Peltospiridae. Bases 611 to 2878 code for a protein of 755 amino acids. Gene Ontology annotation, molecular function: S-adenosylmethionine-dependent methyltransferase activity; tRNA binding.
GUUAAAGCUCGUGACAAGUGAAAAUUAUUUAACUUGGGACAUAAAUUUGAUAAUAACUGGUAACUCGUUUAUUAUCCUCUAUAUAAACUUCAGAUUUUCAAGACCCUAGCUGUGUAAUAAGUUUCUAAAAUUAAGAGUUUUAACUUGAUGCCGUAACCAAAUGGCUCAUAUUACCAUUCACAGCCCAUGGUUGAUUUCAAUUGUAUAGACUUGGGUGGAUUUGUUUUGCAUUUUGACUGCAUGAUAUUAUAAACUUAAAAUGGAUCAAAGAUCCUUUGGCAAAGUGGGAAAUACUGGUGGAAAGGGAUAACUCAUUUUUGGAAUGUAUUGAAAAUCUUGUAAUUUUUUUAUGAACCGAGUUCAAUUAUAUUUUGAAAUUAUCUAUGGUAGUCCAUCUGAUGUGUAUUUAAAAAAUUAACUGUUUUUCAUUCUUAACAACUAUCUUGUACUUAUUGUCAUUUUCAUGAUAUAAAUAUUCAUCUUUUAAAAAUAAUAAACUUGCAGAGAACUAUCGUUUUGGUAAUUCAUGAUUUCUUUUUUUCUAUAAUAGGUAUUUCUAAGUGAAUAUGACUUUGAAGGGGAGAUAACUAUAAGCUGGGUGGUUGACACCAUGAAUGGGUCAGCCACCAGCCGACCGGAGAGAAAUAUGACAAUAGAUACGUUUGAGAUCGAUGACUUCCAGAGAAAGGGCAAUGGUUCUGGUACAUCCAGUCCUGACGACGAUGUGAGAAACGAAACAGGUUUGACCCACCAUAAACACUUUGCUGAGACCAUCAUGGCACAGACUUCCAAAUCAAAGUCAACAAUAAAUGGAUUGGGCAGGGUAGCUCCUCGGAACAAGACCAGUGGGUUCGGCAAAGUUGGCAAGGGGUGUAGAGUUGAGAAGAAGAAGAAGAAGAAGCUGGAGAAAUGCAGGUCGAUGGAGAUGAGCCACGUUCACUUGGUAUAUUCCCAGAUGGCGCCACACCUGCAUGGCAUUCGGCACAAAGCAUGGCCCAGAGUGAAACAGUUUCUGAAAGGUCUUCAGCCGGGUUCUAUAGUAGCAGAUAUUGGCUGUGGAAGUGGGCGCUACCUGCACAUUAACAAGUCUCUAUACAAGCUGGGUUCUGACAUCUGCAUCCCGCUGGUCCAGUAUGCAAAAGAGAAAGGUCACGAGGUCAUGGUUGCUGACAACCUGAUGUUGCCCUACAGACAUGAUGUGUUUGAUGCCGUUGUCUCAGUUGGGGUCAUCCACCAUUUCUCAUCAUAUGAGAGGCGAGUGCAGGCUUUGAAGGAAUUGACCAGAGUGCUCCGUCCUGGUGGAAGACUCUUGGUGUGUGUGUGGGCUUUCGAACAAAAACACAGAAAGUUUGAGUGCCAGGACGUUUUGAUUCCAUGGUGUAAGCCUCAACAAUCAGACUUGCAGAGAGUUCGAGGAUCAUGUUCAGACUUUGAAAGGUCAAGCACCAGCUCCAUAAGUGAUGAUGAUACAUCUUCCAUUAGCAGUUCCUUGUCCAUUGACAGCUUUCAAGAGUCAUCAUCAACAUCAUACAACAUGCUGCAGAAUGAUGAAGAAAACAAAAACCUCGUCCAGGAAUGCCGUAGGGUAGAGGCCUGCAUGAAAAAGCUGUCACUUAAACCACAGGAUUACCAAAAAGACGAACUGAAUCUAAACAGUGCGGUCAUAAGUAAUGGAUAUUCCAACAGACCAGAGUCCACUGCAAGCAGACCUAUAGGGUUGAUUACAAACCUGAAGUCUGUACAGACCAAUCAAGACGAUACAGUGCCCAUGACAACUUGGCAUACAAAAGUCACUCCAUGGAAUCAGCAGUCGUGUUAUGGAGAUGCUAAAACUGCACAUGAAGGUUCUAAUUGUUUAGCUGGACUUGUGACAACAGAAAGCUGUUUUCAACAGUGUUCAGAGUUUGACAACCGUAUGAUAACAGGCAGUGCCUUUAAUCAAGUGCCUGACAUCUUGCCUUGCAGAACAUUGUCUUCAGAAGUUGGAAGUCUUUGUGCUCAUGCUUCUAAACUGUCUCUGAAAUUGCAGACUGAAACCUUCCACACUUCAGUGUCUAGAGAUAAUGGUAAACACAACGAAAAUGUCAAAACAGGGGUGUUACAAAAACUUAAGGUGGCAUUUCAUAAUCUAUUCAGUUCACAUCAUCAUGCAAGAGACUCCAAAGAUUUCAGAGGCUUUGAUCAGAUCUCUGAUCAGGAUGUUGGUUAUAGCAACUUUCCGCAAGGUUUUCAGGUCAGAGAAUUUCCCCAGAGUAGCUUAGAGGUCAGAGAAUUUCCUCAGAGUAGCUUAGGAGUUGGUAGUAAAUGGCUUUCUGACAGUAAUGUUUUUGGUAGAAGACAUCAGGAGCCUUGUGGGCUAUCAAAAGAUCAUCGGUCAUCAUCACUGACAGCCAUUCAAUCUUGUAUUGACAAACAAGGGAACAAGGACUCCUGUAAACCAAUGUACACUAAUGGUUUCUCCAACGGAGACGGUAUUCUGUCACAAGGUGAAUACAAAACUGGCCAUCAAGAUGAACACAACUUAGUAUUCAAGAAAGAGAAUUCAUUUGACAAAGAUUUAGAUGAUGAUGUUUUUGAUGAUGCAUCUGCUGUCAAAAAUGGCAUCCACACUAACCACGAGCCAUCUUUUUCCCAUACAUCAAAUGAUGAAAUGCUAGAAAUGAAUCUGCCUUUUAAACUUGAAGAUGAGGAGAUGAAAAAUCUAGAUCAUCUAGAAGUGUCAUUCAUCAACUCUGAACUCAGUAGAUAUUAUCAUGUAUUCCGGGAAGGUGAACUGAAGCAAUUGGUUAGUGAAAACAUCAAAGACUUGGUUAUUGUAGACACAUAUUUUGAUCAUGCAAACUGGUGUCUUGUGGCCGAAAAAAUUAGUAGUGUCUAAAUUUGAUUGGUGCUUUUGCAGCUGAGGUUGUUCAGAUAUGAUGAUAAAGUGGGUGGGGUUAUGAGACAAAGGCAAUUGUUUACCAGUACAGUUUUCAAACUUCAGAAUGUUGAGGUUUAGCAUUGAAGAUAGUUAAAAACAGAUGAGCUGUGGAAUGUGUCUAAAAAAAAAAUAUUCAGACUAUAUUGUUGUUACUCAGUAUAAUAUUAAGCAUCCAUUAAAAGAUAUUCCAACUGAUUCAGCUCACUGCAGCCAACACCAAUAAAAUAUGAUGAAACAUUUUAAAGCCACUUGCCCUAAAUUCUAAAAUACAAACCUCUUCUGUUUUGCAUAAUUACAUUUUGACUUGCCAUACUACAAACACCAGGAUGACCAGAAUAAAUAUUGGACUUGCCAAAACUGAUAAUUUUUAAAGGGAUGUGAUUUUUCAGCUUUUUAUCCAAUUUCAGUUUGCAUAUUUCAGUAAAAUGAUUUUUAUAAAGUCGAAGUGGAAGUUCUGAUGAAAAAUGACCUUUAUUUAGAUUUAGUAUAGAUGUUUAAGAUUUUUAAAGAUCACUUUAGCUAUUAUUCUUCAGUGGUUAUCACAAUCCUGUUUUUAAAGCAAGAAGUUAUAAGUAUGGUUACGACAUCCCUGUUUUAAGGCAAGAAGUUAUAAGUAUGGUUACGACAUCCCUGUUUUAAGGCAAGAAGUUAUAAGUAUGGUUACGACAUCCGUUUUAAGGCAAGAAGUUAUAAGUAGUGUGCAAGUUAACACCAAUAAACAAAAAUAUUUUACAUUGUAUAAUAACUAGGGUUAGUAAUUUUAAGUAAUAUUGAGCAUAUGAAUAUUAAGGUUAAAGUUGAAUCUUUGUGUCAAGAACAGCAGUAUCAUUGGUAUAAACUCCAAGCAAAUUUAGUCACAGCCUUCCUUACCAAAGACUAGCCAAAGAUUAUUGAACACCAUUUCACAUAUCAAAGAUGGUUAAUUUAACAGUAUUCAUUUGGUUUCUAAUCUUGAUAUUAUCAAACCUUGUUCUAGUCAAUUUUGCCUAUUACAUUUUUAUUAUUUUUGAAUUGCAAAUGGCAUAUUGUAUGUAUUAUAUAAUGUUGUACUGUGCCUUGGUAUUCAUUGAGUGAUAAUUUGUAUUCAUGAACAUAUCAGCAUUAUGACUCUGCCCGUUUAUGGUGGACUCCAGUACCGCAGUACAGUAUUGCUUUUCAUACUGGUCCGGUCAGUAGUUCAAACCUGUAACUUCGGUUAUGUUAUAUUACCGUAUAUCACAUCAUUAUAGUAUGAGUAAUGGUAGAAUUAUAUUCCAGUGGUUUGCAUUACUUAAUUUUAACAAGGUGCUAAUCUUUUUUAAAUAUACUUUAUUGUUAUUUAGCAUUACACAGUUCAGUUUGUACCUAGUGGAGAUGUGUUGAAUCCACUAAUGUUUUGGGGUUGUUGCUUUGUUAAAUGUAUAUUAAAUGUGUUUGAAUGUUAAAACUUUUAUUGCAUUUUACUUUAUAUAUAUACACACAACACAGUACACAUUAUGUGGCAUUUGAAGGAAAAAUGCUAACUGAUAUUUUAAUUAUUAAAAUGAUAUUACUUUACUGAGAGGCAUAAAUAAUGCAAUGGGUAUUUUGCUGAUAUUUUCGAAUAGAAAUAGUAUGUCAUCUAUAUUAGGCAUGCAGACAAAUGACAUAUUGGCAACAGCUGCAACUGAAAGAAGAUAUUGUACAAAUCAGGGGGAAAUUGAAUAAAAUGUGUUUUCAAACAAAAAACGACACCAUGGGUUGGGUUGGGUUUUUUGCAAUACAACAACAUUCUUUCAAAGGUACAGUCCUGAGAUUGUUGCCAUUGUUAAGAUGUUGCGGACUACCACAGAUGUUUCAAGGACAAGAAAUUUCAGUUACAUUUUCCUGCAUAAAAUAUCAGUGUGUGUAUAUUUAAAUGUGUUUCUGACCAUCCCUGUAUUAUACUAGCUGAAACUUCAUUUCGUUUCCCAAUAAGUAGAUUUUUUUUAUACAUACGAAAUUGUUGGGAGACCAAAUCCAGUUUGGGCUACAUACAAAUAAUAGGACAUCAAGAAACACUGAAUACACAGACACCUAUAUUCUAAAGAAGAAACAAUAUUUAGUAUGUAAUUUUAGUCGUUUAAAAUAUUUUAUUAGUCAGAACAUCUUACAAUGGCAACAAACUCAGGAGACAUAGGUAAGCAAUGCACAUGCAAAAAGAUUUUCAUAUGCAAUGCUGUGUUUUUGCUAAAUUUCUGAUUUGAAAAAAAAAAUCCUCUUUCACUUACAUUUGCUACCAACAUGUUAUUUGUCGGUAUUCUUAAUAAAUAUGAUUUGACAUUUCUAUAAGAGAUCAUUCGGUGAAAUACCCAUUGCAUUAUUUAUGCCUCUCAGUAUAUAUAACUAUACAUCAUUAUUACUACUUGGUACUACUAAUCCAAGCUCAAAGGGCAAGACAUUAUAAUUGACCAAAAAAUUUAAUUGCAUAUAACAAUUUCAUUCACUUUUUUCUUGUUCAAUGUAUUUUAGAUGCCAUUACCCAUGUUGUAUUACUGUUAUGUCAUGGUGAUAGUAAUGUGGACCCUUUAGGGAACCUGAGCCCAUACAUGUCCUCUUGAGUUAUUACCAAGGUCUUUAGUUUUUAACUGCUGUCUAGACAUCUUUAACAUUUGAAAUCAUACGUCCUCUUUUGAGUCAUUAGCAAGGACUAAGUCUUUAACUGCCGUCUAGACAUCUUUAACAUUUGAAAUCAUAGAUGAUCUCUCCAAUCACCCGUAACAUUUUUUUAAACUUCAAUUUUAAUUUGGGAGAUGAUUUUGCACAGCUUAUUACCAAAUCCAUUAAAAACGAUUGUUCACUGCCAUUUAUCAAGAAGACUUUUUGUUACAUUUCCAAGAUUCUUAUUUACAAAUUGGAAAUGAUUCUUGAUUUACAUUUACUUGGCUUUUGAUAUAUAGUAUAUACAUGUGUGACAUUUGUGUUAUUUUAUUGUUACAUUUAUUGUGAGAUUGGGACAAACAUAUCAUUUGUGUAAUUUUUCUGAUGCAUAGAUGCAACUUACAGUGUAAGUUAAUAGAAAAAUUUCUUCCCAGGAAUCUGUCCAUAUUGUGACAUGUUGGUUAUGUUUUCUGAUGACUUUGCAGUUUUAUAACAAAAACAAUGUAUUGGACAAAGUCGGUUUAAAAUUUCUGUAACUGCCUUUAACUCCUGAAUUCUUUACUGGAUGGUUUAAUUUUUUAUUAGUGCUCACUCUAGUGUCAGGUCAAGGCCAUUUAAAACUUUGUUAAUGUUACUUUAAUUACUUAUAACAAAAUUCUUAAGUUAUUUGAAUGCUGGGAGGGUAGUUUUAGUUAAUAUUUUAAACGGUCACUCCUUUUUUUUUAAUGUCCAGAAUUUGUUAAAAAUCAUUUUACCGUCCAGUACACAACAUGCGAGCCAUCACAGCUUUGCCAUUCUAGGGAUUUUUUUUAAUAUAUAUUUUUUUAUUACAAUAAUGGUCUCAUCUUAUUGAAUCAAUAUACAUUUUGUAUUAUAAUUUGUUUUACAAAUAUUGUUUACACUGGUUUGAUAUUUAUUAGUUUCAUUUCUGUAUUGUGGUAUUUUGUUUUGUGGUAGGAAUAAUGAAAGAAUGACAAUAUGAAUUUGAAGAUUAUUAUUAUUCAAGCUUUUUUUUGGGGGGGGGGGUGUACAAAACUUAAUUGUUAAAACUUAACCCAGGAUUUAAAGCAGUUUUGAAAAAGAAAGCGGAUACAAAAUGUCAGGGAUUAUUAUUCAUUAUUCUGGUUUGCUAUUUUCUUUAAGGUUAGCUUUUUUCUCUCCCGCCUUUAAAAAGUAAAAAGGCAAGAGAUAUGUUUUAUUUUUCUGGCAGCGAUGGUGUAAAUGUUUGUGUUAAUAUAGGAAAUUCACCUUGCUAUUACAAGUUUGUAAUUUUGUAUUUUUAUCAUUAAUAUAUGUAUAAACAUAUCAAACUAUAUACACAUCUCCAGCAAGUCAAUGCAACUUAAUUUCAUGUUUUGGUGCUAGUACAGUAAUCAAAUUUAGCAUUCAUUAUCAUAAUAAGACUAAAUGACUGGUAGACCUACAACUGGCAUAACGAUUAUUUUUAUUGACUAGUCAGUAUUCAGUUUUAUAACAUUACGAUGUUCAGCCUACAAAUGGAAAUUUUUUAUCAAUUACAACUAUUAUUAAUUCAAAAGUAGCCAUUUUAUAACGGUGUAACUUAAUGCAGUAACUUGUAGUUGGUUAAUUGUUUAAAAACCUGGUCUAAAAAGACAAAUGGUCUACUGUAAUGUAAUGGUGUACUAUGGCAAGUGUGGAACAAUAUAUUUAAUGGAUAAAUCAAAUUCAUACAGACUUUCAUGAUGACCAUGAAAUAGAAAAUGGUCUCCUCCAGAUAUUGAAAUCAUGUACAAUAUAUUUGAUGUUAGUGUUAUUAAAUAUUUCACGAGGAGUAUAGAUUUGAAAUUUGUUGUGAUAUCCAGUGAAAGAAUGCAGAAAUUGCUUUACAGAACUUAAAGAAGAAAAAAAAGCUAUCUGGGCAGGGGUUAAUGGUCAAUGUUCAAAAGAAUUAGAACAAAGUGCUUAUUUAGGCAUCAUGAUUAAACAAGUGUUUCUGUGAUUGGCGCCAAUCAGAAAUGAUAAAACUUUAUUUAUAAAGAUGUCAUCUAGUAUAGUCAGCAUAUUAUGUAUUCUAAAACAUCCAUUAAGCACCUAUUUUACCUGCCCUGCUAAAUUGGUGGCAUUUUGAAGGUAACACAUUCCAACACAUUUUUAUUUGGAUCUUACUAUUUUUUACCAUUGAAGUGUGCCCUGUUUUCGGUCAUUUGUUUUCUUUUGUUUUUUAAAUUAUGACAAUGCAAGUGUCAAUGUCAUACCAUUUUGUGAAAUAAAAAAAAACUUAAAACAA